Molecule: messenger RNA, 3277 nt
Organism: Cuculus canorus (common cuckoo)
Lineage: Eukaryota; Metazoa; Chordata; Aves; Cuculiformes; Cuculidae
Gene: NFKBIE
Product: NFKB inhibitor epsilon
Exons: 6
Coding region: 124-1176 (350 amino acids)
Molecular function (GO): protein binding
Source: RefSeq, a predicted model, not a curated record
GCAGGAGCAGGAGGAGGAGGAGCCGCUCCGCCUUCGCCUCCGUGCCGGGCGCCGCUCGCUGGCUGCGCGGCCAUGAGCCCCCCGGGGCCGGGGCCGGGGCCGGAGGGCGGCGGGCGCUGAGCGAUGUCGCGGGCGGCGGGCGGCGAGUGCCGCAAGGAGGCGGCGGGCUGGGAAGCCGAGGACGGGCAGUGCGACUCGGGCAUCGAGUCGCUGCGCUCGCUGCCCGGCGGCAGGGAGACCCCCGCCGAGGUCCCCGCCGAGGGCGCAGCGCAGAGCUCCGCCGCCGACGAGCGCCUCGACUCCAGCUACGGGUCCGGCGCCCUGCCCGAGGCUCUGCCCGGGUUGCCGGCCGCCUGCCGCGCCGAGGAGCCGCCGCUCCCGGGGCUCAGCCGGCAGCAGCUGGAAGCCCUCACCUACGUUUCGGAGGAUGGAGACACGUUGGUUCACCUGGCCAUUAUCCACUGUGUCCCAGCUGUCGCACUCUGCUGCAUUGCUCAGCUGCCCAGGGAGGUGCUGGAGAUACAAAAUGAUCUUUUCCAGACCCCGCUACACCUCGCUGUGUACUUGGAGCAGCCCAGUGUGAUCGAGGCACUGAUCCACAAGGGAGUCAACCUUGGGCUACAGGACCGCAAUGGAAACACCCCACUGCACCUGGCCUGCGAGCAGCAGCGCCUGCAGUGUGCUCAGCAGCUGCUGCAGGGCACAGCCCUGACGGAGGGUACAGACCAGCCCCAUGAGCACCACCAGGACCUGCAGCUCCAGAACUGGCAAGGCUUGGCCUGUCUGCACAUCAGCACCUUGAAGGGGAACAUCCCAAUGAUGUCUCUUCUGCUGGAGAGUGGUGCCAACAUCGAUGUUCGGGAGGGCACAAGUGGGAAGACCCCAUUGCACCUGGCUGUGGAGUGCCACAACCGCAGGGCUGUCCAGUUCCUGCUGCGCAAUGGGGCGUAUGUGGAUGCCCAGAUGUACAAUGGAUGCACCCCGCUCCACCUGGCUGUGGGCCGCAAGGAUGCUGCCAUCGCUGCCAUCCUCUCGCACUCCGGGGCUGACACCUUGCUGAGGAACAUGGAGAAUGAGACAGCCCAGGACUUGGCUGAUGGCAAUGAUGAUCUCCUCGCCUUGCUGCCCUUCGAUGACCUGAAGAUCUCGGGAAAGCCUGUUGUGUGCUCUGAAUGAAUGGCUGGACUCCUGGACUCCUUUGGCCCGCCGGGCUGCCUCCUCGCUCUGCGCUGCUGCCCUGCUGCCUGCUGGGACUUUGCCUGCCUGCAGUUCAGUGGCAGUAGAGCCACUUUGGGAGAGUUACUCCUCUUUCUACUCUUCAGAAAAGUUUUGUUAGUCUCGGGCUGCCUUCCCAGAGGGAAGAAGGUGGUACUAUGAGCACUACACAGGGGAGGCUUUUCUUUUAGUGUUUGCGCCCAGCAGCAGGACUGAAUUUCCCUUCCCUGCCAUGGGUCUGACUUGUGGGGGUCUCCAACCUACACAGGGAAGGAGCAGGAGAAGAGUUGUUUUCACACUGUACAGUGUACAAAGCUCCUCUGGCACUUCUCAGCACCAUCAGAAUAAGUGUGGGGUGAGAAGAAUUAGCGCUCACUCUAAUAAACGUUUGUUCUUGCUGUGGGCGCCUAAGGUCUCGUGUGAUCUAAGCUACCACACUCCCCCACAGCAUCAGAAGGCUGAGCAUUACCCUGGGCACCUGAGGGCUGCAGGAGCUUCCCCAGGCUGCCAGCUGCCUCGGGUCCUUAGCACAGCAGAAGGUGAGUGGGAGCACAGGGGCUUCCCCACUUGCAGGGCCGUUCCUGUGCCUGUGGCCAGAGCCAGGGGAUCCCAGCCAGGCACGCCAUUCCUGUGAUGUCCUGCUGAACUUCAGGGCUGAAGACGGAGCAUAGGAGGUGCAGGAAGACGAGACAUGGAUCCCUGCUUCUGCUAUCACGCCUGACAUCUUGCUGCCUUACUGUGCCACCCCAUCCCCUGGUUUGAGAUGGUGUUAAAAAAUUUAGGGCAUGGGUCUUCUCUGUGUUUUAGGUUCCCCCAGGUUGAAAGCAGAGACUGCAUGGUUAUCUCCACGUCCCUUCUGUUGUUCAGCUCGCCGCCCUUCCCUGCCCCCUCUCCAUGCCAGAGGAGCACGUGCAAUGUAUUAGGGAACCAGCAACCAAAGAUGCUGUGGGAAUGGAGACAGUGUGUGCCUGACCUCAUCUCAGCCAGGGAAAUUCCCCACUUGCUGCCUGGGAGCAGCUGCUGUUGUUUGGGGCAAAUCACAGAUGGCGCAAUCACCCGACAUGCUCUGGAGUGAGCUGUUGUCCUCCUCCUCCCGUCUUGGAAAGGCAGAGAGAGCCAUGGAAUGCUGCCAGGAAAGCAGCAUGGGCUCCCCCCAGGCCUCUCUGGAGCUUGCCUGGUCUCUUGAGCAGCCGUGGCCUGGAUUGCUCGAUUUCUUCUGAAUAUUUGCCUCUCACCUUCUGGCAGGACUUCAACCCUACUGCAAACGACCCAUAUUUUGCUCAUGGGCCUCGGCCAGCACCUGCCUGGAGCGAGUGUCUUGUGGGGCUGCUCUGGUGACACCUUCAGAGGGGAUGUGGGGCACUCCAGGUGGCUCAGAGCAGUGGGUGCAGGCACUGCUGGACAAAGCAGCAUGUUGAGGCUGAGGAUGCAACUGGGUGUGAAGGGGAGGGAAAAGGCAGAAACAAGUGAUCUGCACUAUCUUUUUCUUAUUAUUUUUAAAUAAACUUUUUUUUAAAAAAAAAAAAAUAGUAUCUCAAAAAACGUUACUGGGCAGCCACUGGAUGGCUGCAGCCAGCUCUGCAGCCUUGCCCAGGGCCUGGAUGGAUACUGGGUUGAGGUUGCUGAGGGAACGUGGGGCUGGUGUGGAGGUAGCCUCCCCCUGCCCUGCACCGACCAGACAGCCCCACCACUGGCAGCGGCCAGUGUGUGUGCCUGGAGUGGGGCUGGGAUCCCGGAGCGGGGCUGGAGGGAUUCCAGGGAUGAGUUUUGAGGGGUUCUGCACUGCAAGCAGGUUUUUUUUCCUGUGUCAGAUUUGGCUGGAGCUGAGCAGCAAGCGUGGGCUUAGUGUGUGAGCUGAGGGGGUGGGGGCCAGGGCUGCUCUCACGCCUGGAAACUUGGUCCUGGAACAGACACCUCUUUGGCCCACUGGCUUCCCCUCUCUGACUUGGUAAUUUCCCCUCUGGGCCACAGGACAAGCGAUCCUGGCCCUCAAGCGCACUCUCAACAAGUCUGCGUAUGACACCAAGCUGAGUGGUGAGGUUGACACCCCUGAGGGAUGGGA